UGGUUAUUUUUCACGUAGUUUCUAUUGUAUUAUGGCAUCGGCCUUGAAAUAAUGAAUUUGAUUAGCAAGUCAUAUUACGCCUUACCGUAAACUGUCAUUAAAGCAUGGUUGUUCUGAAAGAGAUAGAAAAUCAAAAGAUGUUUUGGGGCGUGACUUUAGAUGGAGGGAAACGUUACACACAGACUGUGGAGAGGUCGUUCCACAUCUCCAUGGCUGCCCUGGAGCCACCAGUCUCUGAAGUGGGUGUUAUGGUCUGUGUGGAUAAGGCAGAGUUCCUCCUCUGUUCCCUUGGAUACGGAAACGUUCUUCAGCAGCCACUGGAUCUAAUGUUUACUGAAGGAGAAGAGGUCACCUUCUUUUUGCUUGGAAAUGGUGUGGUCCACUUGACUGGUUACCUUGUGGAGGACCAGCCAGAAGACAUGGACAUGGAUAUGGAAGGAAUGUAUGACGACUCAGAUGAAGCUCCAGAACUUGUUGGCGACUCAGAGGAUGAUUCUGAAGAUGAUGAGGACUCAUCUGCCCUUGUUAAAUCAAAAGGAACAAAACGCAAAUUGAAAGACUCUGGAAAAUUAAGCAAGAAAGUGAAACUGGCUGAUUUGGACAGUGAUGAGGAUGAUGAUGAAGAUGAUGAGGACUAUGAAGAAGACAUGUCUGCCCUUGAUUUCCUGGAUGAAGCAUCUGAGGAUGAGGAAGAUAGUGACGAUAUGUUUGAGGAUGAUUCAGAAGAUGAUGAAGAAGACAGCGAGGAAGAAGAAGAGGAGGAAGUCGUGAAGAAAAAGACUCCAAAUAAAAAAGCUGACAAGUCACUAGAUAAAAAGAGGGCAGCCAACAACAGUCCAGCCCAGAAUAAGAACACACCCAAUGCCAAGGGUAAGCAACAGGUUGCUAAAGGCGGUGAGCAGACCCCUGGCAAAGGGAAACAAACUCCAGGCAAAGGGCAGCAAACUCCAGGCAAAGGGCAGCAAACUCCAGGCAAGGGCCAGCAAACUCCCGGAGGAGGGAAGACUCCACAAAAUGCUGAAACACCAAACACUGAAGGAAAAAAGAAGAAAAAAAAGAAGAAGAACAAAAACAAGGGGGACGACUCAGUUAAUGAGGCCUCCACCCCUAAACCAGAGUCCACCACCCCAUCCAAACGCGUCAUGGCCGGCGGGGUUGUUAUGGAAGAAACAAAGGCUGGUCACGGACCAGAGGCCAAAUCAGGGAAAAUGGUGAGUGUGUAUUAUGUGGGAAAGCUUGCGAAUAAUGGAAAACAGUUUGAUUCCUGUAUGCAAGGGAAACCUUUCCGGUUCCGAUUGGGAAAGAACGAAGUUAUCAAAGGAUGGGACACCGGCGUGCAAGGAAUGAAAGUAGGAGGAAAAAGAAGGCUGACCAUUCCUGCUCAACAAGCAUACGGAAAUGUGAAAGUGGGACACAUACCUGCCAACUCUACCCUGGUGUUUGAUGUGGAACUGAAGGCGGUCAGCUAGAUCUACAGGAAAUUUACAAUGCCAUUGGAGGGAGGGGGGGACUGUGAGGUUGUAGGAAACAUCUGAUCCAGUCGUUCAUUGUAGGACUGAUUGUUUAUAACUUGAUGGACAUUGGAUGAUCAUACUGUGUGAGAGGGCCACAGUGUUGGAAUGGACCUGUUGCAAGACUGUGUGGGAUAAAGGAGAUCUGCUGUGUGUGUAUAAAGUCAACCAGAAUCGUGUUCAUUGUCAUUAUGAUUUUAAUGUUCUAAUGUGUAGGACGUUUUGGAAGUGUUUUAUUGCGAGACCAGUUAUGGCAUGACAAAUAUCAUGAUUAAUUCUGUUACUGAUUUAAUGUUAAAUGUGUCUUAUACUAUGUACAUGUGAUGUUGAUAUGCAUUUGUUACAAAAUAUUGAUGAACUGUGUAUUGUACAUGUAUGCUCUUAUACUGUUAUAGUCAACUGGUUCUUCAAAUCAUGAAUUUCCUUGUUAAAAUUCUUGUUUAUCUUUGCUUAAAAUGUCACAUUUAUGUACAUGUACUAUGAUCAUUCAUGUUUUUUUUUAUGAAAAUAAAACAUGUCAAUUUUUAACAAUA
This is a messenger RNA of Magallana angulata, 2044 nucleotides long. RefSeq names its product 46 kDa FK506-binding nuclear protein-like. NCBI's taxonomy places the organism in Eukaryota, Metazoa, Mollusca, Bivalvia, Ostreida, Ostreidae. The record is from RefSeq and is a predicted model, not a curated record. Bases 105 to 1469 code for a protein of 454 amino acids. Gene Ontology annotation, molecular function: macrolide binding; peptidyl-prolyl cis-trans isomerase activity. The transcript is spliced from 12 exons. Gene Ontology annotation, cellular component: nucleoplasm; nucleolus; chromatin.